Molecule: messenger RNA, 656 nt
Organism: Salvia miltiorrhiza (redroot sage)
Lineage: Eukaryota; Viridiplantae; Streptophyta; Magnoliopsida; Lamiales; Lamiaceae
Exons: 2
Coding region: 87-332 (81 amino acids)
Source: RefSeq, a predicted model, not a curated record
GUCGUAGACCUUAGAAGAGGGGUUUAAGCUGAAACACAAACAUAGGAGGAGAAAAGGAGUAGCAGCAGAAACCAGCAACAAAGAAAAUGAGCGGUGAUGCGAAGAAAUCAGGAAACGGAGGCGGAGGAUUUAGGGCGAAAUUGGAUCAUUAUUUAUACAGUGGUGAGAAGAAGCAUGUUUUUGUAGGCAUCGCCAUCUUCGGAGUCAUUUUUGGUGUCCCCUGGUACCUCAUGACUAGCGGGUCAAAGCAACAAUCUCAUCAAGAUUACAUGGAAAAGGCUGAUAAAGCUAGGAGUGAGAGGCUUUCAACUGGUUCGUCCACAACAAGAUGAAGAAAAGUUUAAUCCAUUUUCUACUGCAUUUGCUCCACCUCGUGGCGCCAUGACUUCUAAAUGUUGUCUACACCACUGAACUACGAGUUUAGGGAACCAGUUUUCUAUUUAAGGUUUAUCUUUUACUUGCUAAAAUAAAAAAGUAUCUUAGUGUUGCGAAGCCGAUUAUAUCUGCUAAAGAAUUAGAAUUGUUUAGUUUUACAUAUCUAAAUAUUCUGAAAAUUCUCGUUUGCUCGCGUUGUAAUUUAAAUUCAUAUUUUUUGUUCCUCAGAAAACUAUGACAGCAUUAAGAAGCUGGCUGCCCGGAAAUUUAAUUUUGGAAAA